UUGACACUCUCUUAAGAUGAAGUCUGAACUUCUGCUGGUCUUGGUUUUGUCUCUCUGUGUGAGUAGUAAGCCUCUAUCCAAAAAGAGGACAUAUAACAAACUGCUGCUCAUAUCUUUUGAUGGAUUCAGAUGGGACUAUGACCAAGAUGUAUAUACACCAAACUUGGACGAGCUGGUUAAAGAGGGAGCUAAAGCAAAAUACAUAAAUCCUCCAGCGAUCACCAUGACAUCUCCAUCACACUUUACAACUAUUACUGGAAGAUGGAUAGAGGAUCAUGGUGUUGUCCACAAUCUGAUGUUUAAUACUUCCACUGGCAAAAUAAUUCCCCAUAAAGGAACACUAAAACAAUCAGAGUGGUGGGAUAAUGGCGCUUUGCCCCUGUGGAUAACAGCCCAGAAUCAGGGUCUUAAAACAGCAUCUUUCUUUUAUCCCGGUGGUGGAGUAAAUUACACCGGCCAAGCUGUUUAUCGUUCCCUUGUGCUAAGUCAGAAUCAUCCGGAUGACAAUGAAACAGAGUGGAAGCAGAACAUCGACACUGUUAUGAGAUGGUACACCGAAGAGGACUUUCACUUUGUUGCUCUUUACUAUGGAGAACCAGACAACGUGGGCCAUGCCAAAGGCCCAGAAACCCCAGAGAGAAGAAAGAUUAUUGAACAGAUCGACCGCACUAUUGGUUAUCUUAGGGAUGCUAUUCACAAAAAUAGUUUGACCGAUCGUCUUAAUGUCAUAAUCACCUCAGAUCAUGGCAUGACCACAGUCAAAAAGUCCCCUGAGGUUGAGGAGAUAAAGCUUAACAAAUACAUGAGUUUUCUGAAUCUGUCCCAGUUUGAGUUGCUUGACUAUGGUGGGUAUGGCAUGAUUACGCCUAAACAGGGGAAAGAGAAGGAAGUUUAUGAUGCCCUGAAGAAUGCCCAUCCAAAUCUCAAGGUCUAUAAGAAAGAAGAGAUUCCAGAACAUUUCCACAUAGCCAAAAAUAAAAGAAUUCAGCCUAUUGUUCUGUUUGCAGACCUGGGUUUUAAUCUGAACUCGAGGAUCAUAUUGUAUAUCAACAAAGGAGAUCAUGGUUUCAGUAAUGAUGAAAUGGAUAUGAAAAUGAUAUUUCGAGCUUUUGGACCAGACUUUAAGAAGAAUUUCUUGGCUGAGCCAUUUGACAGUAUCAGCAUCUAUCCAUUGAUGUGCAAGCUCUUGGGUGUCAUUCCAGAACCAAACAACGGAAGUCUUAGUGACACCAAAGGCAUGCUAGUGGAUGACUCUGAUGCUGGUGAAAGAAUCAAGGUGUCUCUAACCCUACUGAUAAUGAUGCUUAUUUCAAACAUCAUCUAAAGUCAAUUGUCAAGACUGCUGGUUUAUAAUAUGUUACCUUAAUCAACAAACCUUGAGAAAAUAGUUGGAUCAUUUUCAGAAUCAGUUCUGAAUGCAUUUAAUGCAAACUACCAUCUUACAUAAAUGACAGCUAAAAUAUUAUUUGUAAGUCAUAGUUUUUGUGAUGAUAUAUAUAUCUAGUGAUAAUUAAACAUUGCAUUUCAUAUUUAUUAUAUUAUGUUAAAUAAUACAAGUAUAAAUUUGACUUUUUUAU
Paramisgurnus dabryanus is the source of this 1577-nucleotide messenger RNA. Its product is annotated as ectonucleotide pyrophosphatase/phosphodiesterase family member 7. The record is from RefSeq and is a predicted model, not a curated record. NCBI's taxonomy places the organism in Eukaryota, Metazoa, Chordata, Actinopteri, Cypriniformes, Cobitidae.